UUACCCGAGAUUUCAUCACCUGAGACUCCACCACCAGAUAUUGUAGACCCUGAGAUUUCACCAUCCGAAAAUCCAGCACCCGAGAUUACGUCACCAGAGAUUUCGCCACCUAAUACUCCACCACCUAAUAUUAUAGACCCUGAGAUUCCACCACCAGAAAUUAUAGUAAACCCCGAGGUUCCAUCAUCUGAAACACCACCACCUGAGAUUUCACCAUCUGAGACUCCACCACCUGAGAUUUCACCAUCUGAGACUCCACCACCGAAUAUUAUAGACCCUGAGAUUCCGCCCCCAGAGAUUAUAAUAGAUCCUGAGAUUUCACCAUCUGAGAGUCCACCACCCGAGAUUACACCACUUGAGACUCCACCACCAGAGAUUAUAAUAGAUCCUGAGAUUCCACCCUCCGAGAGUCCACCACCAAAUAUUAUAGACCCUGAGAUUCCACCAUUUGAGACUUCACCACCAGAUAUUAUAGACCCUGAAAUAUCACCACCAGAUAAUAUAGUUCCCGCGUUUCCACCAGAUAUAUUAGUCCCCGUGUUUCCACCAUCUGAUACUCCACCACCGGAGAUUAUAGACCCAAAGACUCCAUCACCUGAGAUCCCACUGCCAGAGAACCUACCAACGCUUCCUCCAAACACACCCCAACAAACUCCUCCAAACACACCAGCAGAAACUCCUCCAGACACACCAUCGCAGACUCCACCAACACUUCCACCAAACUCACCACCGAUGGCUCCUCUAGGUACACCAACGUUUCCACCAAACAACUCACUACCACCUUCUCCUUCGAGCUCCCCACCACCGCCCCGGUCUCAAACACCACCACCAUCUCCCCCACGUGGCAUAUGUCCCAGGAACGCCAAUCAGAUAAGGUCAUGUUCCAAUAUCCUAAAAUUUUUCGGUAACUUCCUAGAUUUUCGAUUGGCGAAGCCAUGUUGUACCCUCAUUCGUGAUCUAUCCGAUGCUCAAGCAGCUGCUUGCCUAUGUGAUUUG
Molecule: messenger RNA, 996 nt
Organism: Camelina sativa (false flax)
Lineage: Eukaryota; Viridiplantae; Streptophyta; Magnoliopsida; Brassicales; Brassicaceae
Source: RefSeq, a predicted model, not a curated record